AGCCAUUUACAGCCUCAAAGCGCGUGUUGGUUAUAGCUAUAAUUGCUUUAGAAGACUUAUGAAAUCGACGAUCUUGGCACUAUGCCUUGCCAAUUCUGUACUCCUUGUGGCAGCUGAUGAGAGGGCAGCUGGAACUUUAUCGGAGAUGUUGGCCAAAAUCCGCUCUGAGGAGUUUGAGAACAACUUUUUUGUGGGAGAUGCCUUUCUGGAGAAACCCACGCCUGGAAAGGAAUCAGCAGCAGGAUGUAUACUGGACAAGGUGGUUGCCAUCGUCAAAGAGAACGCUAUGACGGACUCUGCGACUGUGAAUGAGCUUCAGGUGGAUUUGGCCGCCUGCUGCACUCACGACUCCCAGGACUGUGUUGCAGAUGUGUCCUCGGCAUAUGCGUUGCUGGAGGCGGUCAACAGACAGCAGCUGGACGCCCAAACCACAGCCCCCAAGGUCGCGGCGAUGCUGAUCCGGGCAGUGGAAAAGCGAAGCUCCGAGGAGAAAAUCCGAGAAACCCACAGGCACUUCUUCGGAAAAUGUAAAGAUGUAGACGAGUGUACAAUGAAGGCACUUUUUGUAGAAUCUACAGAGCUUUGAGGUUCGUGGAAGCGUUGCUGCGCUGAUGCGCCAGAUGGAAUGUCUUGAAAUAGAUCGGGCAGAUGUCAUCAGCAGGGGGUUGAAAUGUCAUGGUUGAUAUGUUUGAAUGCUUAUCCUGAACAGUUGCGGCCACAUUAGUUGAUGAUUUUAGAAACAAAACAUAGCAUAAGAUGAUUUUGGACAUUUACCGGCAACAAUUCCCAGCAGAGUCACC
Cladocopium goreaui is the source of this 800-nucleotide messenger RNA. The record is from the annotation of a GenBank genome assembly. NCBI's taxonomy places the organism in Eukaryota, Dinophyceae, Suessiales, Symbiodiniaceae.